AUGUCUAGAGCACUGUGUUUAAAAUUAAUCGGCGUUUUUAGUUUCGCGCUUUUAAUCGAACUAACUUUGUCGACUAACUAUUGCAGUUCUACAUUAUGUAAAUCCGGUGCAACGCAUAUUGCCUGCAAUAACAACGGAGCGUUUGCAUCGGCAUGUUCCAGCGAUGCGAAAAUCGUGCCCAUGACAGCUGCAUUAAAAAAAGCUUUGCUGAAUAAACAUAACACCCUCAGGAAUACUAUUGCAUCUGGAAAAUUAAAUGGAUAUAAGGCCGCUAAACGUAUGGCGACUAUAGUUUGGGAUGCAGAAUUAGCCAAGUUGGCUGAAUUAAAUGUUAAGCAAUGCGUCAUGAACCAUGAUGAAUGUCGUAAUACUGAUAAAUUUAAGUUCGCUGGUCAAAACUUGGCCUACAGUGGCUGGUCUGGUACUACCAAAACCGUACAAUCUGUUGCCGUUUCACAUGUACAAUUGUGGUACAAUGAAUAUAAGGAUUGUUCAAUGUCAUACAUUAACAGUUACAAGAGUCCCACAAAUGGUAAAGCAAUUGGUCACUUCACACAAGUAGUCCAGGAGAAGGCAACACAUAUGGGUUGUGCCAUUUUGCGCCAAACUAAAAGUGGUACCACAUACCAGUUUAUUGCUUGCGAUUAUGCGUACACAAAUGUUCUGGGUAAGCCCAUUUAUACUAGUGGUACUGCAGCUUCAGGUUGCAAAACUGGUAGAAAUCCAAACUUUAAAUCUUUAUGUACUACUAAAGAAGUGUAUAAUGUAAAUUCUUAA
This is a messenger RNA of Teleopsis dalmanni, 777 nucleotides long. RefSeq names its product antigen 5 like allergen Cul n 1-like. The coding region runs from base 1 to 777 and encodes 258 amino acids. The record is from RefSeq and is a predicted model, not a curated record. Lineage: Eukaryota; Metazoa; Arthropoda; Insecta; Diptera; Diopsidae. The transcript has 3 exons.